Molecule: messenger RNA, 2334 nt
Organism: Anthonomus grandis grandis
Lineage: Eukaryota; Metazoa; Arthropoda; Insecta; Coleoptera; Curculionidae
Gene: MFS16
Product: glucose-6-phosphate exchanger SLC37A2
Exons: 11
Coding region: 260-1939 (559 amino acids)
Biological process (GO): transmembrane transport
Cellular component (GO): membrane
Molecular function (GO): transmembrane transporter activity
Source: RefSeq, a predicted model, not a curated record
GUUGUGUACGUUUGUUAUUGAAGGUGGAUUGGUGGUGGUAAGAUUAGAUUACAAAGAAGUGAAUAAAUUUCUUAUCAUUUUAAUAGAUAAAUAAACAGUUUACCAACCAGACAUGCCUAACAAUUAUUAAGAAGUAAUCGCUCAUUAAUUCCAGCAAGUUUUUAUUCAAAAACACCUUGUCAAUUUGUCAGGUCAUCAGUUUUUGCUAAUGCAGCAGUUUUCAAGGAAACCCAUUGUUUUAUAGGAUUUACUUAGUUUUAUGCUUUUAUAUUUACGAUCAAAGUUAAGGCUUAUUAAACGGAGACUUAAAAUGAGCCUGAGCUCCAGCGAAUUGCCCUGGGGAAUAACACUGUUACAAAAAGUUUCGCAGAAGUUUUGUCCAAAUAGACUACAUUUUAAUAAAGAAGUAUGUUACAAAGCCAGUAUAGUCUUCUUAACUUACAUGGGAUAUAUGUCCUAUCAUCUAUCAAGAAAACCCAUAUCAGUAGUGAAAGCAGUGUUACAUAGAAAUUGUAGCACUCUUACACCACCUACUGCUGAUGCACCACAAAAUUGGUGUGAUUGGGCACCCUUUGAUGGAUCUGAUUCAAUGGCCUCCCAACUCUUAGGUGAACUGGACUCAGCAUUUUUGUUUUGCUAUGCUGCUGCCAUGUUUUUGUCUGGUUUUAUUGCUGAAAGAGUGAAUCUUAGAUACUUUCUCAGCUUGGGAAUGUUAUUUUCAGGAGUAUUCAGUUACCUGUUUGGCAUAGGAAAAACCUACAACAUUCACAAUAUUUGGUAUUAUAUCAUUGUACAGGGAUUGGCAGGAGUUGCCCAGACCACAGGAUGGCCUGGUGUAGUAACAGUCAUGAGCAACUGGUUUGGAAAAUCUAAAAGAGGAUUAAUUUUUGGAUUAUGGAAUUCUCAUACCAGCAUUGGCAACAUUUUAGGUUCAUUAAUAGCGGCAGAAUAUGUUGAAACUGACUGGGCCCUUUCUUUCAUAAUGCCUGGGUUAAUAAUUGGCGUUAUGGGCUUUAUAUUGUUUCUUUUUUUAAUUGUCAAUCCUAGUGAUGUGGGAUUUACAACAACUGAGACUAGAGUCGAUUCAGGUAGAGUUUACAGACCCGUCGAAAGUCAAACUACGAAAUCUGCAUCUGGGUCGGAUUCAGAAGUUGACGAUUCUGCGAUUAUUAUAGGCGAACAUGCAACACCUUCGCGUUACUCGAUCAAUUCAGAAAAUACAGAAAUUCUUCGAAGAAGUGUCAACGAGAGAAGCCGGCUUUUAGGUGACUCGUCGAACAGUUCACAAGAUCAAGCAAUUGGUUUUUUAAAAGCUCUUAAAAUACCCGGGGUUGCCGAAUUCUCUUUGUCGCUCUUUUAUGCUAAAUUAGUUAGCUACACUUUUCUUUACUGGCUACCGCUUUAUGUCUAUCAUUCAACCACAAUGGGAGCAACAUUAAGUGCAGACAUGUCAACUCUGUUCGACUUGGGUGGCAUAUUGGGCGCAAUAGUUGCUGGUGUAAUCAGUGAUAAAACUGAAAUGCCAGCUACCACUUGUGUUGGUAUGUUACUAUUUUCGGCGCCAAUGAUGUUUAUUUACCAAAAAUUCAGUGCAGAAAGCAUAGGUUUAAAUAUGGUGCUACUUAUAGUGGUUGGCUUGCUGGUAAAUGGACCAUAUGCAUUAAUAACCACAGCGGUAUCAGCCGAACUAGGAACGCAUCAUAGUUUAGAAGGAAAUUCUAAGGCGUUGGCCACCGUAACGGCUAUUAUUGAUGGUACCGGUUCUAUAGGUGCUGCGGUAGGUCCACUUCUAGCAGGUUUUGUCUCGAGCUAUGGUUGGCACAACGUAUUUUAUAUGCUUAUUAUAGCAGAUUUGCUAGCUUUAUUGUUUUUGGUAAGGUUAGUUAAGCAUGAAAUCGUCAAAUACCGAAGCCAUCGGAGGGGUUUAAGGAUAGAAUAAUUAAGUAUCAAAAUGUACCUAUGUACGAGAUUUUUUAUGGCAGCCUUAAGUUUGGCUAUUACUGUGAUAAUUUUUCCCAAUAGUGACCAACAUAAACCCUUAUUCCAGAAAUAACACACGAUAUUUAGUUCCUAGAGAUGUAUUUCACAUUUUAUAUGGUAAUUUUAAAUUAAGAAUUUCUAAAAUUGUUUUUUUCAUUAUUUUCUUAAACCAUUAAAAACUUUCAUUUAAGACUAUCUAUUGAAAAUUAGCAUUUCCUUUGAUUUGUUAAGAUUAUGGUUCUUUUAUUUAAUGAAGUCAAGCCAUCCCAGUCCAGUAUUCAUAAAGUUCUUUUGUCACUCUUUUUUUCUUUUUUAAAACUUCUCUAUAUGAAAUUUUUUUAUUAUUGCUAGUUA